AUGAAGGAAACUGUGAUCUAUAAUGAAAAGAAGCCGCCUACAGCAAAUGAUGAUUACUAUGAUGAUGAAAUCUCAGAGACUACAUGGAUUGUAAAAAUAGGCGAUAAAAAUGUAACUGACAAGGAUAUACUGAAUUACAUCACUAAACAGGCUAAAAAUCAAGAUUUAUUUAAAAAUAUUCUUACAAAUAAUAACACUAAUGAUUCAGAUAAACAUGAAAUAGAGACUGAAACAUCUUGGUUCACAGCACCGAAGACUGUUCAUAAACUAACUGAUAAGAAGGUUGACAAAUUUUUGGAUAAAGAGGCGAACUUAAAUCAUAUUCUAAAGAUGUUUUUACCAACAAAUGAGCCAACUAAACAACCAAAAGGAAAAGUGAUAUCAAGAAGAAUAUGGUACUCUGAUGAUUUCGAAAAAGAAUUAAAUGAGUUGGAUAUCACUGGGAUAUUAAAGAAUUCAACUGAGUUGAACAAUCUAUUUGAAAAACAUCUAAAGACCUCUUCAUCCUUAAAAAGUGGCAAGGAUUCCUCCGAAAGUUCAACUAAUUAUGAAGAUGAAACCAAAGAACCAUAA
Messenger RNA from Trichobilharzia szidati, 573 nucleotides. The record is from the annotation of a GenBank genome assembly. Lineage: Eukaryota; Metazoa; Platyhelminthes; Trematoda; Strigeidida; Schistosomatidae.